Molecule: messenger RNA, 1074 nt
Organism: Coccinella septempunctata (seven-spotted ladybird)
Lineage: Eukaryota; Metazoa; Arthropoda; Insecta; Coleoptera; Coccinellidae
Product: ras-like GTP-binding protein RhoL
Exons: 5
Coding region: 155-709 (184 amino acids)
Biological process (GO): small GTPase-mediated signal transduction
Molecular function (GO): GTPase activity; GTP binding
Source: RefSeq, a predicted model, not a curated record
CCAACAUAACUAUUCAUAUGUUCAAAUAUCGUCAUCCGAGUGCAAUCAAAAUCUUGGCUUUCUCUGGAACGUAUCGGUUGUGAAUAAGAAUUCAAUACAUUUGUAGUUGUUGAGACUAAAAGUGUCAGUGUUUGGCUGGUCAGAAUAAGUGAAAAUGACGACAAAUGUAAAAAUCACUGUGGUGGGGGACGGUAUUGUGGGAAAAACGUGUCUCCUAAUUUCCUACACUCAGAAUAGGUUUCCAGUUGAGUAUGUUCCGACUGUGUUCGAACAUUAUGGUCAGAAAAUAUGUGUAGAUGAUGAAGAAUAUAAUAUGACCCUAUGGGAUACAGCAGGACAGGAAGAUUAUGAACGAUUAAGACCUUUAUCAUAUCCCAAUACCGACUGUUUUCUCGUCUGCUUUUCAGUGGAUCAAGGACUGGCUUCGUACGAAAAUGUUAUCAUGAAAUGGGUACCCGAAGUUCGGCACUACAAUCCAACAACCCCAAUUAUUUUAGUAGCCACAAAGAUAGAUUUAAGAGAUGAUCCGACACGAAGUUGUUACAGUAAACAAGAUGGUAAAAAAAUGAAGAAGAAAGCAAAGGCUCAUGCAUAUAUGGAAUGUUCAGCUAAAACUAGGGAAGGUUUAGAAGAAAUAUUUAUAGAGGCUAUCAGAAUCUACAGAAAGGCAAGAACGAAACCACAAGUUCGGCAAUGCAUUCUAAUUUAAGUGCUUUUAAAUACAAUUCAAAUGUAGUUUGAGAUGGUGAUGUUUACCAUAUUCAAUUUAUUUCCAUUCACAAUUGUAUUUGUACAAUCUGACAAGCUUAAGCAUGAUGAAAAUUUCGGAUUGACAAUUUCUUUGAGUAAAGUGGCUCAUAUGAUGAUUUUCUUUGACAUUUAUUGAAUAAUAAUUCUGUUCAAACAUGUUAUCUUUUUUCAAAUAAAAGGUGGGUUAAAACAUAACUUCCAUUUCACCAACAAUGUAUUUAUAAUAUAUUGAAUUAUAUUAGAAGUAUUUAUAUUGGAUAGUAAAAUAAAUUAUUUAUUUUCUUGUAAAAAAUGUGCACUACUAAAUAUAUUCUCUGAAUUAUA